UCUUAACUUGACUCCGUGGAUCAAUCCAGGAGCGCCGCUGCCGCCUUAAGCCCCCAUUUACCUGACGGUGUUAUAAGCUGAUGCAAAGAAGGACGCAUCUCUCUUCUCAGUUUUUUUCUUUCAAAGUAAACGGGAACAAUUUAAGACCGUGGUAGCCAUGGAGAACCAGCACUUUACAGGGAUGGAAUCAGCUGGAGUGCUUUUACGCAUCGCACCUCUUGGAGCGUUGAUACAGAUUAUGCUGUAGAAAAAGGGUUUUAAAAAACUGCUCAGAACAUUAGAGUAACUACGCUCUGCGUGUGGACCGUAUAUAAUGAGGUACGGAUUGGUUGUCCUUACUGCUGGGUUUACAGGUUUGCUCAGUUUUACCCUCCUCGCUGUGGCUAUUGGGACUGAUUACUGGUACAUCAUCGAUGUGAAGCAACCCAACCACACAGGUCCAGACGACCUGAGUUCACAUUCUGGACUGUGGAGAAUUAAUGAAGGCACAAACAGGAGCUCAGUCAUCCCUUCUUUCACAGCAAAUAUGUCCAGCCUGUCAGAGGCGGAUAGGCACCUUCUUGGCUUGCAUAAGGUCGUGGUCAUCAUGUUGCCCCUCAGCCUGGUCCUGCUGGUGUUUGGCUGGAUCUUUGGACUCGUCAGUUCAUUGGCCAGCAGUCCUAACUUGCUGGUUGGAUCAGCAUCCUACUUUCUCUUCUGCAGUCUUUUCACCCUGACUGGGGUCAGCAUCUACAUCAAAUACUCGAACCAGGCCAUGGAGGAGUUCCAGCGUAUCGUGUCCCCGGAGAACCUUGCCAAUGUGGAUGUUUCCUUUGGCUGGUCUUUAGCCACAGCCUGGCUCUCCUACAGCCUGGAGGUGGCCACUGGUCUGCUGCUGAUGGUAGCUGCCAGAAUAACUCAGAUUAAGGGACGCUAUGACUCUGGUGUAGCCAUCGCCAUGUUGUAGAUUGGUGUUUUUCGAUACCCAAGUGAAUCUAAAAGCCCAGAGGUUGGAUGAUAUUACUGUUGUUAUUCCUGUAUUUAUUUUUAGUACUAAAGAAAAUUUCUUUUGAAGAGUAUUGUAAUACCAUGAAGCAGGUAGCGAUCAAGACAACAAAAUGUAAAUGCGAGCUCGCUUUACAUAACUGCAACUAUGGAAACACAGAUGCUGAAGAAGUGAUGCUGUUGAACAUCUGUUUGAUCAUUGUUUUUGCUGGCUUGUUGUUAAUGCCUGCUGCCUUUCAUCCUCUCAAUAUAAUUUUCUAUCCAUUGUCCCAAUGAUGCUAUAAAUGUGGGCACACAAAUAGAAAAACAGAGGCUACCCUUUCAGAGUGUAAUUACUGCAUAGAUUAGCAGAUUCUUUUUUUCUUUGAGUGUUUAUCAGUAAUUUCAGCCUUGUUGGCAUAUUGCAGUCAGUAUUUAUGUAUAGCUAAUAACCCUUUUAUUAUGUAUACAUUUCUGUAAAGGUUUGUGGGUCACAUUUUAGGUUUUCCUUUUUGACACCUGCUUUAUCCUGUAAGGGUGUUUGGCUUACACCUACUCGACACCCAUAUGAAAUAUUUAAUUCAACUGAAAAAAUUGCAGAUUCUGCAGCAGAGAAUCACCAGGCAAUGCAGCUGUAUAGACUCUAGCAUGCUGUCAGGAAUGGUGUAGUUUCUAAUAUUAUUAUAAAAAAGCUGCUGCAUUGUUGAUCCAUGUACCAGAGUAUUGUGACUUUUAAAGAAACAUCUAAAAUAUUAGUUUGCGCCUCCUGCUUACAAACUUCACGAAAAUCCACCCUACUGGUGAAUGCAUUAUGGAAACAGGGCUAAAGAUAAGUGCACUCAUGCCAGCUGUUUUCACAGAAUAUGUGAAUGUGUUGCCUUGCAGUAGUAGUAGCUGGAUAUUGUAAUGUUGUCUGUGCUGUCAUUUCUAGAAAUGAGACUCCUCUCUACAUGUUGGGGCACAAUGAAAAUACAACACUGAACAUUUUGCAAUGCAGAAAAAUGUA
Micropterus salmoides (largemouth bass) is the source of this 1969-nucleotide messenger RNA. Its product is annotated as transmembrane protein 235. The coding region runs from base 314 to 946 and encodes 210 amino acids. The transcript has 4 exons. Gene Ontology annotation, cellular component: apical plasma membrane. Lineage: Eukaryota; Metazoa; Chordata; Actinopteri; Centrarchiformes; Centrarchidae. The record is from RefSeq and is a predicted model, not a curated record.